Messenger RNA from Lachnellula hyalina, 1329 nucleotides. RefSeq names its product Protein fluG. The record is from RefSeq and is a predicted model, not a curated record. The transcript has a single exon. Gene Ontology annotation, molecular function: glutamine synthetase activity. Lineage: Eukaryota; Fungi; Ascomycota; Leotiomycetes; Helotiales; Lachnaceae. The coding region runs from base 1 to 1329 and encodes 442 amino acids.
AUGGGAGAAUUCGCCCCACAGGAAGGUAAUUCAGGAGACGUCAAGAUUCUUGAAACUUUCCUCGCUAGCAACCCUUCCGUUGAAUAUAUUCGUUAUCAAUGGAUCGACUAUUCAGGCCUUCUGAGCGCUCGUAUCGCUACAAAAUCUUUUGCGCUCUCCCUGGGACGAAAAGAGUCAUCGUUAACAAUCCAGUCACCAAUUCUAACCGCGUUAAUACUCGACAACUCUUUUCUGUUUGAAGACUUUGAAGUAGGACAAGAUGAACUCUUUGCUGACUGGUCAAGUCUCAAAAUCUGCCACUAUGCUCCAAAACAUGCAAUGGUCAUGUGUUUUGUCAAAGAAGGAGGACACAAAGACGGGAAAGGCUUUCGCAGAUGUCCUCGUUCUCGGCUUCAAGAAGUGUGUUCCUCGGCGAAGGGGAAACAUGAUUUGGACUUCCUUGUUGGCAACGAAGUUGAAUUUUUUAUAUUUGACGAAUCCAGUGGAACGCCAAAACCAAUCGAUAUGGUCGCAAAUACAUACUCGGCGGCGAGUAUCAACAACAAAUACCUCCCAAUAGUUGAAGAGAUGGUUGAGUGUAUUCAAAAUGUCGGGAUCGAAGUCCGGCAAUUCCACUCUGAAGGAGGCCCUGGCUUGUUUGAAAUCUCGACGGAGCCUAUGGCCCCUCUUCAGUCAGCGGAUGCCCUGGUUUACUGCCACGAAACAAUCAGGAAUAUCUCACGCAAGCACGGUCUUCAUGGUACGGUCUAUCCAAACCCUUUUGAGAAGCUGAGCGGAGUUGGAUCUCACAUGCAUCUGUCGAUGUCACGCCUGGACAAACAUGAAAAUUUCUUAGCAGGUUUGUUGGAAAACUGGAGGGCUUUGGCAGCGUUCUAUAUGCCCAACUAUGACAGCAACCUUCGGCUUAAGCCAGAGGAGCGAAUUUUCUGGAGCCUGCAGAAUAGAACUGCAACACACAGGAAAAUCAAGGAUGGCCAUUGGGGACUUCGAGGUGUAGAUGCAACUGCCAAUCCGUAUCUGGCGAUGACAGCUAUCUUGACAGCUGGGAUUAUUGGACUUGAAAAGGAGAAGAGCUUAACCAUCAAGGACCCAAAGAGAGCGGUCUUCAAAGGUAUUGAAGACGAUGAAGCGAUGGAUCUUGGGAUCUUAUAUAAGAUGCCAACAAGCUUGAAGCCAGCAAUUGAUAGCUUGAAAGCGGCCGAGGAGUUGAAGGAUGCAUUGUGUCCAGGAUUGAUUGACAGAUACGUAAAGGUCAAGACCAAAGAGGAGGAGAACUUCGGAAAAUUGACUGGGGUCGAGAGGAGGGAAUUGUCCAUGAGAGUAUUUUGA